Lycium ferocissimum is the source of this 570-nucleotide messenger RNA. Its product is annotated as F-box protein At5g62510-like. The record is from RefSeq and is a predicted model, not a curated record. NCBI's taxonomy places the organism in Eukaryota, Viridiplantae, Streptophyta, Magnoliopsida, Solanales, Solanaceae. The transcript is spliced from 2 exons. Bases 1 to 570 code for a protein of 189 amino acids.
AUGGGUUUUGAUCCACAAGAGAAGACGUACAAAGUUUUGAUAACAGUUAAAGAAUAUUCAAGAAGUAUGUCCACAAAAAAUUGGGUUUUUACUUUAGGUACAGACAAAUCAUGGAGAGAGAUUAUAAGGAUUACUGAUUCUGUUGUUAGAAGUAAAAAUGCAAUUUGCAUUAGUGGUUUUAUCUAUAUGUGGAGCUAUGACGAGGGGAACCUAUCCAUAGUAACAUUUGAUGUUAAAAAUGAAAAUUUCAGAACUAUCACAUUUUGGAAUUCCUCAAAUCACAUAGAGGAUUCUUAUAACAUAAGAGGGAAUGAGACUCGAAAAGAAGAAUGGGAGAAGCAUAUCAUUCAAUUUCCUCUAGAAUGCAGAAGAUUUUGCAGCUGUUGGGAUGAAGAGAUUUUAUUCACCAAGAAGACCGAGUCAGGUCAAUUCAUCUGUUUGUGUUACGAUGUCAUGAAAAAGAGAUGGAGAAAGUUAGAAAUCCAAGGGCUUCCAGGAACGAUUUUGAAUGACAGUUAUAGUUAUUCUGAAACCCUCUUCCUAGUUGAAAAAUUAUGCAAUAGUGCUUGA